AUGCCGCCUUCAAGACCCAAGCCGUCAGAGAUAGCAGCCGAAGCAAAACGGAUAUGGAUGCCACAUAUCUGGAAACACUACAUUCGAGACUCCAAGACCUCAUACCUAUAUCCCGACUCAGCACAAAUAAGAAUCAACGUGGACAAACGAUCAUCACAACGCACAAGAGUAGCAGUCAUGGAAGGUGACCCAGUGAACUACGCUUUGGGCUGGUAUCAAAGCGCGGUCAACGCAGAUUCAGACUGCAAGCGAAUUCCAGUGAUCAACGUAGCGAACGAGAAACGCGCUGGAGGUGACUGGGAAUCCGGGCUUAUGGCACCAGAAGAAUGUUUCGCGAGGAGAAGCAAUCUCGUACAUGCUCUAACAAUGCCAUGGAACGCGCAAUUGGGCCGAGAAGAAAACUACUACCCAAUACCACAGACAGGCGGCAUCUAUUCCCCUGAAGUCUUUGUGUUCCGAGCAGGCCCAGAUCAAGACUAUGCAACCUUUACAGACAUAGCCUCUCUACCCGUAAUAUCGGUUGCACCCGUGCGACGUCCCAAGCUCGACGAGAGCGGAUGCAAAUACUCGUUUGCACAAGAAAAGGAGCUCAUGAGGGAGAAAAUGCGGGCAGUAUUGCGAAUCGCAUCCUACUGCGGGCACAGGAACUUGGUGCUGGGCGCUUUCGGCUUAGGGCCUAUAUUCCGCAACCCAGCACAGGAGGUAGCGCGAAUGUGGAGAAAACUACUCUUCGAAGAGGAGGAGUUCCAUGGCGCAUUCCAGGAUGUCGUGUUUGCUAUUGACAGUAGUAUGGUUGGGUCGCCGAGCAAAGGGUGCGCGUCCGAUGUGGAGAUUUUUAGGCGCGAGUUCGAUCCUGCGACUAUUUGGCCGACCAAGUGGUGA
This is a messenger RNA of Alternaria postmessia, 882 nucleotides long. RefSeq lists its product as uncharacterized. Bases 1 to 882 code for a protein of 293 amino acids. NCBI's taxonomy places the organism in Eukaryota, Fungi, Ascomycota, Dothideomycetes, Pleosporales, Pleosporaceae. The record is from RefSeq and is a predicted model, not a curated record. The transcript is spliced from 2 exons.